Molecule: messenger RNA, 570 nt
Organism: Salvia splendens (bonfire salvia)
Lineage: Eukaryota; Viridiplantae; Streptophyta; Magnoliopsida; Lamiales; Lamiaceae
Exons: 3
Coding region: 1-570 (189 amino acids)
Source: RefSeq, a predicted model, not a curated record
AUGCAGCUGGAGAGCAAGAGGAACGUGUUGCAGCUGUCGUCGUUGAACCACAUUUCUCUAGUCUGCAAAUCAGUGGAUCAAACCAUUGAAUUCUACAUAAAUGUUCUUGGAUUUGUGCCUGUCAAGAGGCCUGCUGCUUUGCAAUUUCCAGGGGCAUGGCUGGUUGGCCAUGGGAUAGGGAUACAUCUACUUCAAACAGAGAAUCCAGAAAAUUUUCCAAACAAAACUGUGAUUAAUACCAAAGAUAACCACAUUUCCUUUCAGUGUGAGAACAUGGGCAUGGUGGAGAAGAAACUGGGAGAAAUGGGGAUUGAUUGGGUGCGGCAGAGAGUAGAAGAAGGCGGGAUCGACAUGGAUCAGGUGUUCUUCCACGAUCCGGAUGGAUUCAUGAUUGAGAUUUGCAACUGCGAUAGCAUACCGAUUAUACCAUUGGAUGGCAAGAUUCAUAUGCCUUGUGCAUUGAACAAGACGAGGGUGCAGCACCAGCAGAUCCGCGCCCUAGCGCCUAGGCCAAGGGUCGGGGCCAAAAUUUUGAGCGAGGGGGGCGAUAUUAUUAUUACUAAUAAUUAA